Messenger RNA from Chenopodium quinoa (quinoa), 1425 nucleotides. RefSeq lists its product as uncharacterized. Gene Ontology annotation, molecular function: zinc ion binding; nucleic acid binding. Lineage: Eukaryota; Viridiplantae; Streptophyta; Magnoliopsida; Caryophyllales; Amaranthaceae. The transcript has 2 exons. The record is from RefSeq and is a predicted model, not a curated record. The coding region runs from base 1 to 1425 and encodes 474 amino acids.
AUGACAGGAUCCAACCAGAACCAGAAUGAGUUCCUACGUGAGAUGGAACAAAGACUUAUGACUGCAAUGCAAACCAUGCAAACCAGGCAGGAGGAGUUACGUGAUGUACGCACUCAAAUAAGUGUGAUAGGUAACGCCACCAAUCAACACAAUCGUAGAUUGUCCGAGUUGGAAAAAGGUGAACCAACACCCAAAAGUGAGCAUAACCAUUUCCACCCUAAUCAGGAGGAUCGGAUUGAGUCAAUCUUCGAAUACAAAGAAUAUGAUGAUGAGAAGUGUUGUAAACUGGCAACACUCAAGCUCACUAAGUUAGCUGGAUUGUGGUAUGAAAACCUCAAAUCCAAGAGGAGACGUGCUGGAAAAGAGAAAAUUAGUUCUUGGGCAGUCUUGAAAAGAAAAAUGAUGCAACGUUGGAUUCCUCGGGAAUACGUGCAAGAUCAAUAUGUCCAACUCACUUGCCUCAAUCAAGGUGACUUGAUUGUUGAUGAGUACGUGAAGGAGUUUGAAAGACUUAGUAUCUUGUGUGAUUUGGAUGAAACAGAACCAUUGAGGAUGGCUCGUUUCACUAGAGGCCUUGCGAAAAGCAUAGCCAAUAAAGUAGACCUCUUACCCUACACUACUUACGAUGAUGUUGUGAAGGCAGCUCAUAAAGUAGAGGCACAGCAGAAAGAUAGUCAAUCAAAGAACACAUCCGGUGUUCCUUACAAAGCUUACACGCCUAGCAACCGUUUCGACAAGGGAAAAGCUCCUAUGUUCCCAAAGAAACCCGAGAACAAGGUGGAUGAUAGAGGUGAACGCACUUGCUUCAAGUGUGGACAGAAGGGACAUAUUGCAACCAAUUGUCCUAAAAGGAAUACCCUAGCCAUUCAUGAAGGUGGCUAUGUGACGAAUGAGGAUGAAGAGAGUGACAGUGAAUGUGAUGAAUGUGCGCCUGAAGAAGAUGACAGUUCUUUUUGUGGUGUAGUAAGAAGGAUCUUGUACACUAAACCAGUACAAGAUAUGCAACAACGGGAAAAUCUGUUCAACACCCGUUGUAAGGUAAAAGAUCGCAUUUGUAGCAUGAUUAUUGAUAGUGGGUCAUGUACGGAUGUGGUUGCUUUGGAGUUAGUAAACAAACUCAAGCUUCCUACUAGAGAUCAUGCCAAGCCGUACAAACUCAAUUGGCUUGACAAUGAUUCCGGUGUACGUGUGAGAAAGCAAGCCUUAGUAGCUUUUGCCGUGGGAAAUUUUUGUGAUGAACGAUGGUGUGAUAUACUUCCUAUGACGGCAUGUCAAAUAUUGUUAGGGCAUCCAUGGCAGUUUGAUCGUAAGGCUAUACACGAUGGUGUAACAAAUGUGUAUACGGUCAAAACUAACGAAGGCAAGAAAAUCAAGCUACUACCUUUACCCCCUAAAAUAGAGAAAGUUAGAGAAGAAAAAGCCUAA